CAAGGUUCCAAUGAUAAGAUGGGUUGGGUUCUCUUCAUUGUGAGUGACACACACCAAAAAAAAGAAGAGAAUACUUUUGUUUAUUUAUAAUAGUAAUUAUUAAUCCUCUCUUGGGAUUGGGUGUUCUUCUUCUUCUCUUUUUGUCUUCAACUGUUCGAAGUUCUCCUCUUUUCUUGUGUGCUCCCUGGUUCAGCCACAUCAAUAUCCACAAUCUAACCUCUGAAGUCUCGUUUUCAGACAAGACAUCAAAAUCUGAUGAGAAACUCACUGUAAUAAACAUUUUCAAGAAAAUCCAUGGCGGUUUAUUACCAAACUAGUGUCGGGAUGCAACCUCUGUACCAAGAACCCAUCUACCUCAGCGAACAACAACAGCAACAGCAAGCUUCUUCUUCCUCCGCCGAGAUAAUCUCCGGCGGAGGCGGUCUCGAAGUCCCAAACUCGGGCAGCGGUGUACAAAACGAGAUGCUUUUUAUCCCACCAACAACAAGCGCUGGUCUUAACGGAAGCGUAACGGUUUCAAGCAACGAUCUAAGCUUCCACGGUGGAGGACUUUCUUUAAGCCUGGGUAACCAGAUCCAAUACCAUUACCAGAACCUCCCGAACCAGUUGAAUUACAAUCCUUCUCUGUCUAAUGAGAAUGGGAAGAGUCCUUCCUCUGGUUACAUCAACGGAGUUGGACUCUACAACAACUACCGUUACGAGACGACAGGGUUCGUGAGUAGCGUUCUAAGAUCUCCUUACCUUAAACCAACACAGCUAUUGCUAGAUGAAGUUGUUAGCGUCAGGAAAGAUAGUAACAAGAAGACCAAGAACAACAACGAAAAAGGUCAAGACUUUACUAAUGGGUCUAGUGAAAACAACACAGAUAAUAAGGAGUUAUCUUCUUCAGAACGUCAAGAGCUUCAGAGCAAGAAGAACAAACUCUUAACAAUGGUCAACGAAGUAGACCAAAGGUACAACCAAUACCACCACCAGAUGGAAGCAUUAGCUUCCUCUUUCGAGAUGGUAGCUGGUCUCGGAGCAGCUAAGCCUUACACAUCAGUGGCUCUGAACAGAAUCUCUCGCCAUUUUCGAUGUUUGAGGGAUGCGUUAAAAGAGCAGGUUCAGGUGAUUAGAGGGAAGCUUGGGGAGGAGAAGGAGUCUUGUGAAGAGCAAGGAGAGAGGAUACCGCGUCUUAGGUAUUUAGAUCAGAGGCUGAGACAACAGAGAGCUUUGCAUCAACAGCUUGGAAUGGUUAGACCUUCUUGGAGACCGCAAAGAGGCUUACCUGAAAACUCUGUCUCUAUACUCCGCGCUUGGCUCUUUGAGCAUUUCCUUCAUCCUUAUCCUAAGGAGUCAGAGAAGAUCAUGCUUGCUAAACAGACAGGACUAUCGAAAAACCAGGUUGCUAACUGGUUUAUUAACGCGAGAGUUCGGCUAUGGAAACCGAUGAUUGAGGAGAUGUAUAAAGAAGAGUUUGGAGAUUCAUCAUCAGAGUUACUCUCUAACUCUAAUCAAGACAAAGACAACAACAAAAUGAAGGAAACAUCUCAGCUCAAACAUGAAGACUCUUCUUCUUCGCAACAACAGAGUCAUGGAAACAACAACGUCCCAUAUACAUCUGAUGCAGACCGUUCUACUAGUGGAGAUUACGACAGCUUGAUGAACUAUCAUCAAGGGUUUGGUGUGGAUGAUUACAACCGUUACAUUGGCCUUGGAAACCAGCAAGAUGGUAGAUUCUCUAAUCCCCAUCAAUUACACGACUUUGUUGUCUGAAAACGUUUCUGAGCUUUUGAUAAGCUCAAGAACUGGCAAUGCCAGUGAUUGGAUUGGGGGGUAAUGAUUCUUGAAGCGCAAGAAAGAUGCGCUUUUUGCAUUCUUAUAGAUAGGGGGAUACACAAUAUAUAUAUCUGUAAUAUUUCCUGGUGGUGGCAUUAGUCUUCAGGUUUGUAUAUGAUACUGAGCUAGACUUUGGUAAGCCAAUAUUGUAUUGUUUUGUGUAUAAAUAUAAUCUUCAAGUGUGACAAGAUUUUUCUUUAA
This is a messenger RNA of Brassica oleracea var. oleracea, 2019 nucleotides long. Its product is annotated as BEL1-like homeodomain protein 3. The record is from RefSeq and is a predicted model, not a curated record. Bases 295 to 1755 code for a protein of 486 amino acids. Gene Ontology annotation, biological process: regulation of transcription by RNA polymerase II. The transcript is spliced from 4 exons. Gene Ontology annotation, molecular function: DNA-binding transcription factor activity, RNA polymerase II-specific; RNA polymerase II cis-regulatory region sequence-specific DNA binding. Lineage: Eukaryota; Viridiplantae; Streptophyta; Magnoliopsida; Brassicales; Brassicaceae.